Molecule: messenger RNA, 6466 nt
Organism: Triplophysa dalaica
Lineage: Eukaryota; Metazoa; Chordata; Actinopteri; Cypriniformes; Nemacheilidae
Gene: acvr2ba
Product: activin A receptor type 2Ba
Exons: 11
Coding region: 365-1897 (510 amino acids)
Biological process (GO): protein phosphorylation; activin receptor signaling pathway; cellular response to growth factor stimulus
Cellular component (GO): plasma membrane; activin receptor complex
Molecular function (GO): activin binding; ATP binding; activin receptor activity
Source: RefSeq, a predicted model, not a curated record
AGCCAUUUUGGACUCAGUUCAGUUCUGUGUGCGGUAGAGUCGAAGCACGUCCAGACAUUCUCACACUGCCCGGGCUAAAGAUCCACGCGUGGACAGAUUGUGCAUGAAAAUCCGCGCUGUUUAAUGCUGGAAUCCACGCGUAAGGCGUUUGGACGGGAAUAUCCGUUGUUCCCGAUGGAUUUUCCAUGUGUUAAAGUUUGAUCAGUGGAGUGGACAUCGGGCCGACGGUCACUCGUGUGCGUGAAUGUGUGUGUGUGUUUGCAUGCAUGCGUGCAUGUACGUGAGUUUGUCGUUUUGAAUGUUUGUAAAGCAGAAGAGACUGAACGGGAGAACAUCUGGAGCGUUUCAGAGGAAUUAGAGGAAUAUGUUCGCUUCCCGGAUCACUUUUGCACUUCUUCUGGGAACUUUGUGUGCAGGACCCAGUCAUGGCGAAGUGGAGACCCGUGAAUGUUUGUACUUUAACAUCAACUGGGAGAUUGAGAAGACGAACCGCAGCGGUGUGGAGCGAUGCGAGGACGAGAAGGACAAACGCUCUCACUGUUACGCCUCAUGGAGGAAUAACUCGGGCAGUAUUGAGCUGGUGAAGAAGGGAUGCUGGCUGGAUGACUUUAACUGCUACGACAGGCAGGAUUGUGUGGCCACGGAGGAAAACCCUCAGGUGUUCUUCUGCUGUUGUGAGGGAAACUUCUGCAAUGAGCGCUUCACACACCUGCCCGACGUCACUGAUGGACCAGAAAUUGAGGCUCCUCCAGUCAUGCCGUUUCUGUUGAAUGUUCUGGUGCAUUCUCUGCUGCCCAUCACAAUGCUCUCCACGGCUCUGCUGCUGGCCUUCUGGAUGUAUCGCCACCGCAAGCCACCCUACGGACAUGUGGAUAUCAAUGAGGAUCCCGGUCUGACUCCGCCGUCACCGGUCGCGGGAUUGAAACCUCUGCAGUUGCUGGAGAUUAAAGCUAGGGGGCGCUUCGGCUGCGUGUGGAAGGCUCAGAUGAUAAAUGAACAUGUAGCAGUGAAGAUAUUCCCCAUUCAGGACAAGCAGUCGUGGCAUAACGAGCGAGACAUCUUCUCCACGCCGGGCAUGAAACACGAAAACCUUCUCUACUACAUCGGCGCUGAGAGACGCGGUUCAAACCUGGAGACGGAGUUCUGGCUGAUCACAGAGUUCCACGAGAGGGGUUCUCUGACGGACCACCUGAAGGGAAACGUGGUGAGUUGGAACGAUCUGUGUCGUAUUGCUGAGACGAUGGCGUGUGGUCUGGCGUACCUUCACGAAGAUGUGCUGCGGUUUAAAGAGGGUCCCAAACCUGCCAUAGCCCACAGAGACAUCAAGAGUAAAAAUGUGAUGUUGAAGGCAGAUCUCACGGCUGUCAUUGGUGAUUUUGGUCUGGCGGUUCGCUUUGAACCUGGCGUGCCUCCAGGAGACACACACGGUCAGGUGGGCACGCGGAGGUACAUGGCGCCAGAGGUGCUGGAGGGUGCCAUCAACUUCCAGCGAGACGCGUUUCUGAGGAUAGACAUGUACGCCAUGGGUCUGGUGCUCUGGGAGCUGGUGUCUCGCUGCAAAGCUGCUGACGGUCCUGUAGACGAGUACAUGUUGCCGUUUGAGGAGGAGAUCGGGCAGCAUCCAUCGCUGGAGGACCUUCAGGAGGUGGUGGUGCAUAAGAAGAUGCGGCCGGUGUUUAAAGACUCCUGGUUGAAGCAUUCCGGCCUGGCACAGAUGUGCGAGACGAUCGAGGAGUGCUGGGAUCACGACGCAGAGGCCAGACUUUCGGCCGGUUGCGUGGAGGAGCGAAUCUCUCAGAUACGCCGCGUGACCAGCGGCACUACCUCAGACUGCCUGGUUUCCAUGGUGACGUCGGUCACCAACGUGGACCUGCCACCCAAAGAGUCCAGUAUCUGAUUCACGGCCCUCGUCUUUCCAAACUCAGUGAAUCUCAACAACACCGAUGCAGCUGCUAUUUUAUCCGAACAUUUUUCAACUUGAUUCUUAUGAUUACUCUCGGUUUUAUUUUCUCUACCAGCACACUUCUCGACUGCAUUUUUAGCAUAAGAGCAAACACAGGAGAUUUUUAUUCAAAACACAAACAGAGAGAGGACGUCUCGACGCGCAUUCAGGUGCCGACAAAUGAAUGCAGGCCGUGCAGGUACCUCAACAUUUCACUUCUGCGUUUCGUUGGAUUUUUUCCCCCGCGUCGUUCUGUCGCCGGACACCAUCGCCUGUGAUGGGAUUUGAACACUGCUGCAAACCCGCGAGGAUCAUUAAGACUGUUACAAGCGCAAUUAAACUUCCUCGUGGGACACACCUUUUUACUUUCACUUUCCGACAGUGCGUGAUAUUCAAAAUGAUGGAAAUUGUGUCUUUUACGGAACUAACGGGUGUCGGAGAACACAGACAAAGACGACUGGACUGAAUUUCUUUCCUUUGUUUCUGUUUUGGUGACUGUGAAUUGAGUUUUGCUGGAAAUUUUCUCGAGUGGAUUUGCCUGAAAUCUCUGCGCUGGGUGGCUUGCAUAUGGGAAUAUCAGAGAUGAUGAGAACAUUUACUUUGGUACGGGAAUCUUACUCAGGUAUCUCAUGUCACGGGGUUGUGGGUCCAUGACUGCCUUUCCCACAUCAUCACUAGGACAGAAAUAUUAUGGUGCCCUCAGAAUUUGAACACUAAAUAUCAAAAAAAAUACAUGCAAGACCAUGAUGUGUGUGUGUGUGCGCUCGAGUGUGUGUGGUGUUAAAAGCUGAUGAAAUGGUUUGGCUGGUGUGGUUGUGAAAACCGAAAUUUUUGUUUUGUUUCUGUCUGUAAUCUCUUGUAAUAACGUCAUGUGUUUAGAUAUUUGCUUCAGUCUGUCUCUGUGUGCGUGCGUGUGUGAAAACAGCUCAUCGUUCACCUCAAAAUCAAAAGGAAAUAAGAAAAUUUAUUUUGCAUAAAUUAAGAGUUUGACAAUAUACUUAUUUCAUCAAUUUUUAUAAAUAUCAUGUUUUAUUUGCCAUUUAAUUCAUAUUACUAUAAGAUAUUGCAGCGAUUGAAUUUUUUCAUCAGCAUAUAUGAGAUGUGAACAGAAUUUCUUACUUUCUUUUGAUAUGGUGAAGACGUGGGCAGGUUUUGGUGAGAUUCGCGCAGAAAGUGUUUGGAUUUGUGUCAGGUCCCUACAUGUAUUACCUCUUCUAACAGGGACCAAAUUUGACUUCAACAUCCUGCAAUAUUGACACACGGAUUCAUGGGCUAAAAACUUCGACUUCGAUCAAGUGAAGAAAAAGGAAACAAUGAAUGCAGAAUAUUUAUUUUGUCCUAAAAGUGGUAGAUUGUAAUCUGCGUUUCCAUAUGCCAUAAUUCAAGCGAGAAUUUCCACAGUGCUGCUGUUUGGGUGGUGAUAUAUUCUGGUUUCUCCUCAGUAAACAUCAUCCUCAGACGCGAUCGCGCCUCACCAGAAACGAAAAGGCUUCCGAGACGAAAGAGCGCAACGUAAAACAAUAACAUUUGUUGUAAAAGGACAAAAAAAGUGAAAGAUGUUGUUCAUGAACCACAGACCACCUCAGACCAGAAAUACCUCAGAUUUUCUAAGUGUAUGACUUCUGUUAUAUAUUUUGUUAGUUGUGUUGUAGUAAGUAUAUUUUGGUGUACGUUUGAUUUUAUGAUAGGGAAGACGUUUAAAAAAGAUAAAAAAAAACAAUGUUUGAAGAAGUGCUACCAUGUCGUGUUGUAUAAAAGAGAGAAGCCCAUGAUGUAAAUAGCUGUAUACAGUUGUAGAAUUCUGCCGAUGUGAUAGCGGGCAUUGUUCUUCAUUUCAGCUGAGCUAUCUUCCUACACGCUUCUCUUGCGUCUUUUACUUCAGGGGACAUUGAACCUUAAAUGUUUGGCGCUUCUUACAAAAACUCAAACGCCCCAUUUGUACUUGCACAAUUUUGUACGAAACCCUCCGACGGGGGACGAAUUUUUCGAAAGCAGACUUAAGAAUGAAGUGCGAUGCGACCUCGCUCAAAGCACCCUUACCAAAUUACCUUCGCCCCAAAUGCACGAUUGAAAAAAACAAACAAAGUUCAGACAGAGUGAGCUUUCAUUACAGGGCCAAAUAAAGGUUUGGUGUCCCUACAGUGCCAUUUCACUCUCUGUACCCAUGAUGCACUGCAGCGGUUGCUUCUAGAGCUUUAAGUUCUCUUUAAUAGUGCCAUAUAUCAGGAGUGAGACCGAAGGUCAGAAUGUUGUCGAGCUAUUUUUUUUCCUCUUGCUCCGGUGUGAUUUCGCUUCGGUGACGUCUGGUUCCAAGCGUGACUUGGUGAGCCUAGUUUUGCUUUUCGUGAGUACCGUAUGUUCCACUUUCCAUCUCAGACAUUGAGACUUUCAGGAAUCUGCAUUUUCUUCAGGUUACCGUGGUGCUGAUGCCACUUUAUCAAGUAGGAAAGUUCAGAUGAUUCUGCAAUUGGCUCAGAUGAUGUAGCAAGCAAUAUCUCCAGCAAUAGUUUGUGCGUUCUCUCUGUAGAACCUCUGGGCAUUGAUAUAAACUUUCAGGCGAUCUACCAAAAGGAUUUGAACGGUUAAUUGCUGUUUGAUGACAUGGAUGGAAACCGGCUGUCAUGUUCCACUGGACUGACCUCCUUGUUUUGAUCAAAUAACAUACGAUAUGUAGCCAAAUUCCUUGCAUUUCUACAUCUGCAAGUUUAUAACCAAAGGGUUUUAUUCUUUUCUUUUUUUUUACAUUCACGCUACAUUUGUCCGUCUGUACAUUGUCCUAUCGUUUAUAUUUCGCACCGUUGACUUAGUUACACAGAAAUGGAAAGUGGUUUGUUUUUGACGAGCUGUUUUCACUGGACUGUGUGCUGUAACCGUGUUUAAUUGGAUUGAGCAGCGAGAGCUCGUUUUUGCAUCACGAGAGACGUGAUUUAUGCAAUACACUUCAACACUUCAUUAUGCACUAAAACACUCAGUAUUUCUUAAGUAUCUUCAGCCAUAUUUGAACCUGAUUAAAGAAAUGAUAUUUCACAGCUUUUGGACAGAGUUUGACAUUAAUACAACGCAAAACCACAAAUAGCAUCUUUACAUUUGGAAAUCUUUCUCAGGGUCACAAAUGUGACAAAAUCCUUUGACUUUGGGCUGAAAUAUGACCUGGAGAUUCUCCGGACAGAUUCUGUGAGAUCAGAACGUUUGUCUUUCCGCUUUUUCAGUUUCGUGUUCACCGGUGUUUGAUUUGAAGCUCAUCUGCUGGUUUAUGAGUGCAACGAUGUUUUCAUAUUUCAUAUCAGGAGUGUUGAGAACCUCUGGCCUUUAGAAAGACUCUGAUGUGCCUGUUUGUGUGAAUACUGAAGCAACCGCUGUUGUGCUGGCGUCACAUUCUCUUCCUCCGCCUCUCACCUUCUCUUAUACCUUGCAGAAAAAGCUAUAAAAAUAUACAGUAUAUAUGAAAAGUAUCUAUGUAUGUAUAAACUCUAAAGUGACCAGCUGUAACUCUGGAUACAAUCUUUGGUCCGGAUUUUCAGGAAGCCGAUACCUCAGAACUCACGUGAAACAGUGUUGCUUAGCUGGAUUGUUGUGACUGUACACUCAUUCAUAACACAAACCACCAACCUCUUUUUAUACUGACGUGAUGUGUAUGAUGACGCCCUCGACAGCUACAUAACCUCUCUCCUCUCGCUCUCGGACUACAGCUGCUGAAAACUAAAUUCUGAUUUUAGUCUGUUGGGUCGAGAAAACUGAACUCAAGUCUCAAAGGUUGAUAUCAGGAUAAAUAAAGGAUCACAAUAAUGUUCGAGCAAGUAGUGUUAGGUAAAUCUCGAGCCUUAUUCUUCAGAUUUUAAGAUUUGGCUCUUCAUCAUUGGAAUGUUAAAGUCAACCCAUGAAUAAAUGCGUGAGGUGCAUGAGAAGCCACACACGCACGAGAUGAGAGAGGUUUUCUCGGAUGCCUUGUCAAGGGGUGAUCUUUCAAAUGCUGUUUCUUUACCAGAAUAUGUGAAAUGUACAUGUUGUAGGUUAUCUCUCACUAUUGUAGCUGAACCCGUAGAACACACAUGACUUGUACUACUGAUUUUAACACGAAUAUACUGAAGUCUGUAUGAGACGAGAUGCAUACAGAGAGUGGAGCUUGUUGCUUUUAAAUCCCAUUUUUGGACUGAAGAGAAUGUUAAAGUUCUACAUCUAUCAGAUGCCCGGGUCAAAUCCACAACGCUCGUAUUGCCGUAAUGAACUGCGGAUUUUCUUGAAAGAUCAUUGUAACAUAGUUCUUUAAUUUGCAGUGAACCAUUGUUCCUUUUUACUGUGGUAAUUUUAGAACUCCGUGUCCAGAUCUUGGACUAGAUUUGUCUAGUUGUUGGGAUGUGGUUGUUUCUACUCUGCAUUGGUGCCAGAAUAAACCAGUAUGAAUGUAGUAUUUGCCCAGUGUGAAACAACGACACCCUGACUGUUAGAGAAUAAAUACUAGAAAGGAUUAAUUCAACUUUAUCUUUUUGUAUAUGAAAGUAAACAAUAAAUACUGAUAAAGCAUCA